Molecule: messenger RNA, 6139 nt
Organism: Chironomus riparius
Lineage: Eukaryota; Metazoa; Arthropoda; Insecta; Diptera; Chironomidae
Source: the annotation of a GenBank genome assembly
UGAUUUUAGACAGUCUUUAUUUUUAUCAGAUAAUUAUUAGAGUGAAAAGGCGGGAAAAAUUAUUGUGCAGUGUAUUGUGAUAAGAUCUUUAGAAAUUAUUAAUUAUAAAAUAAAGAAUUGGUUAACAAUUUAACAAAAACGAGGCAAAAUACAUUUACAAAAAGUGCCUGCAUUUAAUAAAACUUUGGAAAAAAGAUUAAGCAUGUCAAAAGAACCGCCAGCAAAGAUUUUUAAAGUUGGCACACCAGACUUCCGAAAUGAUUCAAGUGAAAUUGAAUUAAUGGAAGUUGAAGAUGAUGAAUUAGCUAGUUCUUCAAGAAGUUCAAUAUUAGCUUCUGAAAAACCUAUAUUGGAUAUACUGAAUCAUAAAUUUCUUCAAGUCGAGAGCCGUUUUGUUGCUGACAUUAGAUCAUUUACUGCAAUCCCUUAUUAUGAUAACUUAAAAAUCAUUAAAAUUACAUUAGAGGCCCUUCAAAAGUUGUCAAUUUUAAAUUUCGAAGCAUUUCCAAAUGUGUUUAUUUUUGUAAUAGAAAUUAAAAGUUUUGGAUACAACCAAGCAUCUGUUCUUAACAUUGAGAGCUUAAUGAACAAUUUAUUUAUAACUGAUUAUCAUGCUACUCGUCCACUUAUACUACAAUUAACUUCAAAAUCCGAAAAUUUGUCUAAAUUCUUUUACAAAAAAGAAAAAUCGAACAACUUUGCUGAAAUUGGAAUUGAUGAGAAUUUCGACAACGUUUGGAAUUUUUCAUCAUUUUUCUGGAAGUUUAUGAAUGGGGAAAUUGACUCUUUUGAUAGAAAUUUAAUUGUCAAUCUGCUAAAACUACAAAGAUUAGAAUCUAAUUUAAUCAUUAGAUUUUUAAAUAUUUUUAAAAUUCCUGGAGAUUUCUUGUGGACAUUGAAAAUUGAAUGUUCAAAAUAUGGUUCAAAAAGUCAAUUUUUAGCAGCUUUUGAUGAAUCAUUUGACAACAAGACGAAUCAUUUAAACAUCAAGGGCCAAAGCAUCUUAAAUCGUACAUUUUUAUUGUCAACUUCUGAAGUAUCAAUCCUGUCGCUGGCUGUAGAAAACUCAAACAUUGAAAUUAUUGAGUACUUAACAACAAAAUGCUUUCAUUUAAUUCAACAACUUCCAUCUGAUCAUCAAGUCAAAGUCACUACAAUUGCUUUUAAUAAUCAAGAAUUUGAUAUUGUUAGUGAAUUGAUCGAAGAAUGUGAUUUUCCAUUUCCUGAUAAAUUCAACAUUGUGAUGACCAGUAAUUUAAGACUUAAUCAUAUAGCCAAAUCAAGAUGUGAUUUCUUCAUUGCAAUUCAAUUUGGAAAUUUAACUGCAAUCAAUAAUUUUAUUGACAAUAAUCCAAAUCUAAAAAUUGUCUACAGCAUUGACAAUAAGUCAUCUUUAAAACAAUCGAUUGAUUCCAAUAAAAUUGACAUCUAUUGUGUUCUUAAAUUUCAUGGAUUUCAACCAGCUUAUAAUGAGGAUUUUGAAAAUUUUCUUACUCCAUCACAAAGAGAGCAGAUUGCAGAAAUUAAUGUUCAAAAUGGACUUAAAUGCACUACAGCCGUACAGCUUGCACAUAGAUCAAUUAUUCAUAAUCAGAAGAUUAAUAAAGAAACAGAACAACAAUAUCGUCAAUUUAUUCAAAAAUGGUACGAAUUAAUAUACAAAUCAAAAUUUGGAAUGGAAUUGAUCAAUGCAAUUGCUCAAUGUGAAGAAUUAAUCAUCGAUUUUGAUUUUGAAAGUGAAUUUGUCCAUAACAUCGACAUGUCUCCCAAAGACGAAGCAUUUGGAUCAACGUAUCCACAUAAGAAAUGGAUUUUGAUUGGCGCUAAAUUAACAAACGACGAAAAUAAAGAACAAGAAAUAAGAGGAACAAUAGCACAUGAGUUUUGUCAUUACAUCCUUUACUUAAUAUUUGACAAUAACUUAAAGCCUUAUAGUAAUAAAUCUAAAAAUAUUGAAGGGAUUUUUGAUGCAAUUGUCAAAGUUUAUUCUCAAUGGUUUCAUUCAGCAUUCACAAAUAGUGAAAAUGAAGCAUAUGAUGAAUGUAAUCAUAUCAUAUCAAAUGUAUACAAAAAAUAUUCAAUGGAUAAACAUCAUCAAGAAUUAAUUGUCAGAGUUCCUGAAAUUUUGACUUACUUUGACGGUGAUGACGAAAAAAUCGAGCAAAUUAGUAAAAUUUACAAACCAUUAUUUACCUUUUAUGAAGCAUUUGUGCUGCCUGCCUUAAAAACAUUCAAUUUAAAAGAUCGAGAAUGUGUAAAAAUGUUCAACAAAAUUUCCGGAGUUUUACAAAAGGUUUGGAACAUGGAAUAUGAUUUGACAGACUGGAAAGAUCUUACUGGAAGUCUUAAUCGAAACAUUAUUAUUAAUACAAAUAAUUCAAGCCUUUUAUUACGAAACAUUUGUUACUGUCUAUUCCAAGAAAAUCAACAACUUUUUAACACAAAAUCAAUUUUUAUGGCACCAAAAUGCUUACAAAAUGAAGAAAUUUUUAAACAAUUUAAUGAAAUUUUGACAAAAGAAAGAAAUUUGGAUCACUUUUUUGGAAAUUCUGAACAACAAAUCACAAGAUUUAAAAGGGAAAUUAAUUCAGUUGAUUCCGAUGUAUCAAUGGAAAAUGUUGAAAGUUCAAAUAUUAUUUUCAAUAAUUUUAGUGAAAUGUCCAAAAAUAACUUCAACAGUUCUGAAUAUAUUCCUAUAAUUGUAGAUUGCUCGGAGGAAUCAGGAUCAUUUUUAAAUCAAUAUGCAGACAUUUUGUCACGACAAACUGCCAAUUUCAUCUUUGUUCUUAAAAAUGGAUAUGAAAGUGACGAAUUGGUACAAAUUUUGGAGAAAAAAAUGGGAAUACGAGAAAGAAUUACAAUUGAUUAUUCCUGGAAUGAUCUUACGAUUAAAAGUCAAGAUCUUUUAUUGCAAAGAGAAAUUUCUCUUCAAAAUAGUCCAAAAAUUUUAUUAAAGACAAUUGAGAAUGUCUCAGCAGAUCAACAUUUAAAUAACGAACCUUUUCAAAAUAUUGUCGAUUCGCAACUUCUUAAUCUUCUAAUGGAUAAAUCAACAGAAAUUCAUAUAAAUAAGAACAAUAAUCAAGAGCUUAAAUCCGAUGAAUUUUUUGAAGCUAUUUUCCAAACAAGAAAUUUUGUCAAAAACUUUAGUAAGGAAAUUGAAAAAAAAUUAUCGAUCGAUGAAUUUGAGAGUCAAAAAAGCACAAAAAUUUUUAAUAAUAUUGAAAUUGAUGAGCAAAAUGAAUCAGUUAAGUUCACGGAAGUGAUUAAAAUAAGUGAAAGCAUAUCAUUAAGUGAUCAACUUGAUGAAGUACAAAAUCAGAAAUAUGUCAUUAUAUCUGACACAGCUGGAACUGGAAAAAGCUGGAUGCUGAAAAAUAUUGGAAAAAUUCUACAAAAUAAAUAUCCGGAUAGAUGGCAAACCUAUAUAGAUUUAAAUCAAUUUACUGAUGAAUUUAAGUCAUUUUGUAAUGAAAAUUUUGUCGAUUUUAUGAUUAAAAAAAUUAUUAAACCGAAAGAAAAAUUCGAAGAAAAAAUCUUUAAGCAGCUUUACAAAAAUGGAAAAGUUGUCAUCCUUUUUGAUGGAUUCGAUGAAAUUUGUUCGGAAUGUACUGAUCCCAUGAUUAAAGUUCUAGAAUCUUUUGAACAUAAUAAUGGAAAUCAGCUUUGGAUUACAACAAGAGAUUAUUAUCAAGUUUCAAUACAAGAAAAGUUAAAAAUUGAUGUUGUUUACAAACUCGACGAAUUCCCAAAAGAUUAUGGAGAACAUUUGAUUUCCUUAAGUUGGAUAUUGAUGGAACUUAAGGAAAAAAGUUCAAAAAUUGAUGUAAAAUCACUUAAUCAAAUACUAAAGCAGAAUCCAAAAAAAUUGGAACAUUAUCAACAAAAAGCUAAAAGUUUAUUAAACAAAAUUCCAAAAAUCAACAACCGAAAAAUCGGAUAUCCAUUGUUCUAUAAAAUAGUAUCUGAAAUCUACAAAGACAAAUUAGAUGAUGAAAUAAUCAUGACUUUAUAUUCUACAUACAAGGAAUACACAAUAAAACAAUAUAAAAUUUGGUCAAAUGAAAAAGGAAAAAUUUGGAAUGAAGACAGCAUUAGAGUUCAAAUGGAUGGAGUGAAUUUUGUCUUAGUUCAUCAAUUUCAUGCAAUGGAAAGUUUAUUUCCAAAAAUUACAGUUUUUUGUGAUUUAAAGAAGGAAAAUAUAGGCUGGCCAGAAAUACAAAUCGUUAAUUUUGGAUUGAUAAAUAAAAAUGUUUUUAUUCACGAGACAUUUUGUGAAUUUUAUGCUGCAGAAUUUGUGCUUAGAGUUAUUGAAAAGGAAUUGUGGGAAACUCAUGAAGAUUUUUUCAAAUUUUUCAUCUCAUUAUUGACUGAGAAAAAAUUUGAUGUUGUCCGGAUGUUUAUCAAUGAAGCAUGGAAUUCAAUUUCUUUAAAAUUGGAACUAAACAUUAAAAAUUUUGCAGACCAAUUCGACAGAUUUAUUGAUGGAAAUCAAAGUUUUUCAAAAAUUUAUAGUGAAAAUCUAGAAAAUUUGGCUUUAUUUUUGAUAAAUGUGUUUAAUUGUUUAAAAUACAAUAAAGUCAAAAACAUUUUAUUUAAAAAUAUUAUCAGCAUCAUCAAUAAGACCAAAAACUCGGAAUUAUUCCUGAAAUUUCAAGAAUUUUAUAUGAAUUUUCUACAAGUUAAUGAUUUAAAAUUAAUUUUAUUAAAUCUUAAUAUUAUUAAUUAUAUUGCUGAAUCAUCAUUAAACCAUGAAGUCGUAAAACAUUUAAAUACAAAAAUUCUACAAAAAUUGGAUGCAAAAUUUAUGAAACAAAUUUUAAUGCCAACAAACCAUAAUAAUUUAUUAUUGACAAUUAUCGACAGCAGAAGAUUUACUGCUCAAAAGUUCCAAACAUUUUGUUCAAUGAUGGAAGAAUACUUGGGAAAAGAAAUCUUAAUGUCUUUAUUUUGGAGAAACACUGACAGCCAAAUCACUAACAUCAUGCACAAAAUAAUAUUCAAAAGAGAUGAAGAACUGCUUAAAACUGUCUGGAAGACAAUUAAAGAAAUUUUAAAUUCAUCCGAAAAGCCAUUGUCUAAGCUUUUACCUCAACUAAAACGCAAUAAAAUGAGAACACCGCUUCAUGAUGCUGCAUUUUCAAACAAAGUUCAAUUUUAUGUAACUUUAUGGGAACUUUUGCUUGAUACUUUUAUAAAUCGUGAAGAAUUGAAAGAAUUUGUGCUUCAAAAAGAUGUUUUUGGUAACGGUUUUAUCCACAUGGUGGUGGCAUUGCAGAGCGCAGACAUUAUUGAAUUGAAUUUUAAAGUCUUAAAAGAUAAUUUUAAUGACAAUCAAUAUAAGGAAAUUAUAAACUCACAUGGAUAUGAAAAUCGUAAUUUGCUUCAAAAAGCAACUGAAAUUUCUAAAGACAUCUCAGUUCAUCAAAAGUUAUGGAAAAUUGUUCGUGAAUCUUGUGAUUCAUCAAUAGAUUUCAUUAAAUUCAUCAUUGAGCAAGACAACUCAGAAAAUAACGUUCUCUUUAUGGCUAUGAAUUUUCCAACUUGUGAUAUAUUCAAUACAAUGAUUGAAGAACUAGAACAAAUCACAGAACAUUUAGAAAUUAAGAAAUUAUUAAAAUUGAAAAACGGUUAUGGACAAAAUCUUCUUCAUAAGUCAUUGAGAUUUAAUCAGUCAAUAGAAUUGCAAAUUGGAUUAUGGAACAUCCUUUAUAAAUAUCUUGAAUUAAAAGAAAUUCAAGAACUAGUUAACGAUAAUGAGAAUUAUGAAUGUAAUAUUCUACAUUAUGCUGUUACUUAUAGCUCACUAGAAAUUACAGCUUACACAUUAGGUCAAAUUAAAAAUGUUUUGAAUGAAAAUGAACUUAAAAGUUAUUUACUUAUUCCUGGAUAUAAAAGAAAAAGUUUAUAUGAAAGUGCUUUGCAGAAUGAAUUAUCUCAAAUGGCUGUUUGGAUUUUAAAUGAAAUGACAAGUUAUUGUGCUUACUAUUAAUCAUUUGUGUGCAUAAAAUUAUUUUAGAAUUUUUAAGUAAUAUGGUUUUUUUUGGGAAAAAUAAAAAAAAUAAAUAUUAAAGAAAAUAUCAAAUUUAUAAAAUAUUAUUUUAGUUUUUUCACUUAAUAAAAUCAUGAUAAAAUUUAA